Messenger RNA from Zophobas morio, 6369 nucleotides. Its product is annotated as centrosome-associated protein 350-like. NCBI's taxonomy places the organism in Eukaryota, Metazoa, Arthropoda, Insecta, Coleoptera, Tenebrionidae. The record is from RefSeq and is a predicted model, not a curated record. The coding region runs from base 138 to 6302 and encodes 2054 amino acids. The transcript has 8 exons. Gene Ontology annotation, cellular component: centrosome. Gene Ontology annotation, biological process: microtubule anchoring. Gene Ontology annotation, molecular function: microtubule binding.
UUUAAAUUCCGGUUGUGUGGCUGUGAGGUUAUGUAGUGAACGGUUGACUUUUUUAAAUGUAUAAAAAGUUGAGCGAAGAAAUCACUACUCGUAAUUGUGUCUCGUGAACAGUAUUAACCAUCGCAAAUACUCAAGCAAUGAACAUACAUUCCAACAAACCCAGUAACAAAGAAGUACAAGACGUCAGUGCACGUGUAAAGAACACAAAACUAGAAAUCCAACAACUCAAGCACGAAUUACAGCAACUCCUCAACUCAGGAACUCAGUCUGCGCUCAUUAACAAUGUCGAGCAAGACCUUGCCAUUCCUGUUCCACUCACAACCCCGGAGAAACCGCGUCGUGACCCCCAACCCACCAAACACGCGCCUCCAGUGCAGAAAAAGAGCGAACCCACAAGAACCAGCCCCCCGAAAAAGGUUAAAACUUAUAAUGUAGCGGACGCUCGUGAGUAUAUAAAAAAGCAAAAGGAAAAGCGCGCUGAGGAAUUGAGGGCUCAGAUCCACGUUACUGACAAUCAGGUAGAGUUAAAAAAGGAAAAGCUGCGGGAGCUGCACCAGAAAGCGUUAGAAUUAGUCAAUAAAAAUGUACAGUUGAAACGUGAGCGAUCGAAAUCGAGGGAUCGGGGGCCGCCGGUUCGACUAGACAAAAGCAACGCUCGAUAUAAAUCUCAAGAAAAUGUUGCUGGGGGGCGCCUAAACGUCCCGGCAAAAUCGGCUGCAACGCGAGCUAAGUCACAAGAGGCGAUUAAAAUUCAAGAAAGACCGAAAUCUCAAGAAAGGGUUAGUCGGACGCGUACAAGUGGUGGGGGUGUUACUGGAUUGUAUAGACCUGCGCAGAAAAUAGAUCCGAACUAUUUGUACCCUCCAAAGUCUAAAUCAGUAACAAGUAGAGAUGUUGGAGAGUUUGACAAAACACGUUUUCCACCGUCAAAUAAAGUAGAAGUGGCUAUAGAUCUAAAUCAGGGAAUGCUUAUUUCAAGCAAACCACAAGAGAAACUAAAGUCGCCCUCUACAUUACAAACGCGAACUAAAUCAAAAGAAAAAUUACAAGGUGCCAAAUUUCAGAAGCCAGAUGAAAGAACCAGUAGAACACGUACUAGAGGAAAACGUGUGGAAACAGUUGUUGCGCCCUCUACAUCUACACAGAACCUAAUUCCUUAUAUCACGUUCAAUUCAAGCAAUACAGAUCUAACUGAUUUUAAGGAGACAGUUUUCCUGCCUUUUCAAAGUCCAGAAGUACCUCUAGAUCUCAAUGAAAGAAUACCGGAACGCGAUUUAGCUCAAAGUAAUAAAGACGACAAAACUCUCCAUAAAAACAUAACCCAAAGACCUAAAAAACCCAAACAGGUCUUAGAACUUUCAGUGAUGACUGAUGCUUGCCUUAAAGAUACGAAAGAAACCCAAACCAAUCGUAAUUUCGAAAACGUGGCUUGGAUGCAGCCCCCUCCUGCUUUGCCUUACCCCUACAAUUUUAUCAAUACCGUGAAGAGAAAGCUGCAGCAAGCCAUAAAUUCGCCACGAAGUUGCGUGGAUGUGGGUGUGCAAAAUUCGGGUGAUAAUUCCGAAGAAACUCCAAAUGUUGGACGUACGAAAUCUAAAGAGGAAAUUAAAGAAAUGUUGAUUAAGAGUACCGGGGGCGAUUUGAGGUCGUUUGCAUCACACAAGGGUCCCAAUCUAGAUCUUCAAGUAGUCGAAAAUCUAGAAUUGGUACCCAAUGGCGGCGGUAAAAUCAAGUCUAGUAAAGACGGAAUCUCGAGGAAUUUGUUCACGGGUUAUGACAGCGAGUCAGAUACUUCAAAGAACAUUCCAGAAAUUUCAAGCGAGAGUUUGGCGUCUGCGAGUUCCAAACCUCACUUGAGUUUGGAUAAAUUGAAGAGUUUGAAACUUCAAAAAUUAUCAAAGUCGUCACAUAUUGACGAUAAUAGUGGUGAAAAGGAUAGUUAUAGCUCUGAUUUUCAGAAAGAGAGCGUCAGUACUAAAAAGUCUAAAUCCACUAGCACGAUUAAAACAGUCGUUAGUGAAAACAAAGCUUCUGAUGUGUCUGCGUCUGACAUAUCUUUAGGUGGUAAUUCAUUUUCUGGUACCGCCACCAAUUACGCAGAAUCAACACACAAAACUGACAAACCAGAAAGUACUAAACACUCAAUUCAAAAUUUUACCAAUUUUAUUAACAAGUGCUUACGGGGCGACGGCAAUUUUCCAAAAUCUUCCAAUAAGUCGUCAAGCGAUAGUCAACCGUCUAAAAGUACAUCUAGUUCCAAAUCACAACUUGUUACAGAAUCUUUGGUUCUGAAGCAACCAUCCGUUUCACUAACCAUCCAUAACGGUCAGUCGUCGGACAGAAAAAGGGUUUUAAUGAAUACGAUUACCAUAAGAUCGGGUACCGAGGACUUAAGUUUCGAGAAUCUAGGAAACGGGGAUGAUUCACAAGGAAGUUUUAAGUCACUGUUGACAAAGGACAGAUCUUCUAGAAGUAGCGCAGGAUCGGUGCCAGAAAUUUUGGUUGAAGACACCAGUACUAAAAGUGUCGUUUCAAAUGACAAAGUUAGUACGUCUUUGAAUUUAAAGCAACCGACGAUGUCGUUGAAAGUUCCAAGGGGUCAGAAGCGGGGCGAUGUUGUCCAAAGCCAAAUGAAAAAUAUCACCAUUAAAUCUUCAAGUUUACCGAAUAACACCGUUAACGAACUCCACCUGAAAUUCGAAGCCGAAGUCCGCCUCCUCAACGACUUCAACGAAUCAUUCAAACAACUAAAAGCCGUCGAAGAGGCUUUCGAAAACUUGAAAAACAAACACGAAACGAACUUAGCCAUGACGAAAACUCUCCAGAACGUAGACACCCAAACCUCCGUUGUCACCAAAACUUCUACCAACGUCAGCACGGAAAGAUCACCCAGAGGUUCAAAAAAUUCCUCCAUCAAUUUUUCGAGAGGAUCGGAAGUGGCAGAGGAGCUGAACGAUUCCAUCGCGAAUAACAAUCGAAACACCUCCAAGUCGUUGCACAACAGCUCUUUCUCAACCGAUUGGAAUCUUAGCAAUUUGAACGCGUCCAGUGUUACCAACGUAUCCACUGACGAGGGAAGAUCGAAGUUGUCUAUAUCUGGUUUAGAUAAUUUUGACUUGAAAUUAAGCAACUGUGCCAGCAUAUUGUCUCUAAAUAUAUUUGAUCAGCUUAUCAAGGAUGAGGACACUAGGAUCCAACAGUUGAAAACUAUAAUAAAAAUUCGAGAACAGGCCCUACUUGACAGAACUAAAAGCGAACUUGUGUGGCUAGAUAUUCAGAAAAAACAGCUCAUAGAAACAGGCAAAAUCGAAGAAGCCUCCCUCCUCAAGAAGAAACAACGCGGAAUCAUCCUCAAACAUGAACAAGAGCGCAACGAAAUCAAAAAACUGAAACAGAUGCAAAAGGAAGCAUCCGAACACCGGAAAAACACCCUCAAGCAGCAGAGAAACCUCAUCAAGCACCAACUGUGCACGGACAAUAUGUUGUCUCAAAUCACGGUGAAAAAGCGCAAGGAGAGACGUAGCACGGGACCACUGAGGGUGGUGCAGAGUUGCAGCGAAUCCAUACAUUCCGAAACGUCGAUUUCGCUGAAAAGUUCUGGACUCGAGGAUAUUCUCAGUAUCACGUCCAAGUCGCUGAGAGUGUCCGAGGAGUCCGAGUACGAUCUGUCGAAGGUGCUAAAAGAGGAAGAAAUGCCGGUUUCUACAGCGAAAAGGACGCUGUUGAUGCGAGAGGCCGCGCUGCAGAAGCGCCGCAAGGCCGCCGAGGAGUUGCUGCGAUGGCACCGGAAGCUCCUCGACGAAGAGCGCAAGAUCAGCGAGCUGGAGGCGGCGGCGACGUCCGUGGUGAGGCAGGAGGGACCGAAGGACAAGUACAAGUUCAACGGCAAGCAGCUGAACCAACUAUGGAGAAACAUGACGGGCUGUGACGAGAAGAAGUUCGUCGAGGACAAACUCUACGUCAUGUCGCAGACCACGCUGGAGCGGCUGUGCAAGAGCGCGAGGCAGCACUCCGGCAGGAAUAAGAGGCCGCCGAAGCACGAACGCUCGAACGAAAUGAGCGGCGUCAGCGACGCCAACAACUACUCCUCAGCGUUCGAGCCGGAGUCCGUCCAGGAGAUCAUCUCGCAAGAAGAAAAGACAAAGAUAUCGUCGAUUUCGGAGCUGAUUGAUAAUUUUAGCCGGAUCGAGGACGAGAUAUCGACGUUGAGCAAGAAGUCGGAAGAUAUCGUAUCGCUGAAGGAGUCCAGUCGGGUUGAGGAAGAAAUACGCUUCGAGAGAGAUGAGUCGGAAAAGACAGUACCUGAGGAGAGCGAAGCGAGCAGCAAAGAUGUCGAGGACGAAGAAACGAGCGUCACUGAGGCGGUGGAAGAGUCGUCGAUUAAGUUGUCGCCGAAGGAUCUCGUUCCAAAAGAAGAAGUAGAGGCCACUCCUACACCUGAACAAGUUUCGACCAAAAUUGAAGAUUUGGAAGAAGCCAAGUCCAUUCCAGAGGUUUCGACCACCACAGAAGACCAAGAAGAGAAAUUAGAAGAACCAAGUGCUGACAAAAGUGUGGAAGAAAUUUCGACACACAAAGAAUCAGAACGGGAGAUUCCGUCUAGACCAAAGGACCAAGACACCAUAGCAGACCAAAUUUCUAAAGAUACUGAAGAAACGAAGCAUACUCAAGAGAUUCCAUCUUCGCUAGAAAAGGAAGACGCGACGAACGACGAUCAACUAUCGAUUAAUGAAGACAUAGAAGAACCAAAAUCGCCUGAAGAUCAGGCCAUUCCAUCAGAACACACGUCUACCAAAAGCCUGGAUUUGGAAGAAAUUCAAAAUCUAGAAGAGUUAUAUCCCGUUCAUGAAGUACACUUAGAAGAACCGAGUGAACAUAUAUCAACUGAAGAUGACAAAUCUACCUCUGGAGAGGAAAAAUCAAUUAGUAAAGAAGAGCAACCAAUUAGUGAAGAAAAAGAUGCAGAGGUAGAACUGUCCACGAAAGAAGAAAAGCUAACAUCUCGAAUUUCCGUUGAAGAAGUAGAAUCCGAUGCAACACCCGAUGAACAGACAACAGUUAGUACAGAAGAGCAACCAUCGACUGAAGGCAAAGCUGGAUUUAUUGAAGCGAAUUUCCACGAAGUAGAAACAGAACUGUCUUUGGAAGAAGCUCUAGAAUCGGCAUUUAAAAUUGAAGAAUCUCUAAGCAAACUAAAUGAGAAGUUAAUUAGCGUGAAGAAAGACGAACUAAGUGCGGAUUCGUCCUCUGCGAAAGAAGUAGAGUCUGUGGACGAAACAUCAAAUAAAACCACGUCAAAAAGCUAUACUUCUAGUUCUGUACACACAGACGUUGAAGAGAAGACCCCAGACAAGAAAACUAAUAAUCAGAUUGACGUCAAAAAACGAGUUUCUGAAAUUUUGGCUGAUGCUAGUCCGACUAGAGGAGACAAAAGUCCUAGACUUCAAGAUCUGUAUGUAACAGCGUAUGACGUAGGUGCUACAAAUUCUUCAGAGUUCACUGAAUCUUACAUAGAUGGUCGCCCACUGCCUCCCGAUAUUUAUGGAAGCGAAGCUGAAGAAUUACGAAGGAAGCAACUAGCCAUAGAACAAGAGAUCAAACAAAUAGAACUGCAACAGAAAGAGCAACUCCCGUACGUGUUUAUGCGCGAAAUCCCCAACAAACCGCCGCCUCCUUACACACCUCCCUCAUCUCUUUCGUCCAUUUCCCAGACAAUCCUUCCCUCAGAAGUCAAAGAAAUCAACGAACUCGCUUGCUACAGUUCCAAAGUCCUCUACAAAGCCUACCAGAACAACAACCUCGACAAAGUGAAAUUCUCCGAAAACGGCUUCAAACUUUUUUCCAAAGUCGAAGUACCCAAAAUUUGCGCCGAGUACGUUUUCGACAUUUGUAGAGACGUGGCCAGGAACCACUACAAACAGUUCGAGAAGUGCGAAGAACCCACAUGGCUGGCCACCAAAAAACCGCAACUAACGCGGAACAAACCACCAGACGUGACCGGUCUGGAAAAAAUUUUGAACAAGAAAUUGAAGGAACUGUUUGGAUUCAAGAAAACUCAAAUCGCCGAAAGUGCCAUAAUCAAGUGGGGGAGGAAGAAGCGGGACCACGUGGACGAAGUUUUAGUCAUAGAAUCUCAAGAGGAGGAAUCUCAGUGGACCAACUUUGAUAAAGACGAAUUAAUCGUGAAAAACCAGGUGACCGACGAUAUUAUGAAGAUGUUACUCGAAGAAACUGCAGCCGUUUUUGCCAAGAUAUUCUCCAAGAAGAAAGUUGUAGGUCGAGCGUGUGAUAAGUCUGAAUGAAGUAUUUUUUUUAAUGUGUAUAAUUGUUGAUUUUCUUUUAUAAGUCUGAAUAAAGUAUUUUUUUAAA